Molecule: messenger RNA, 1020 nt
Organism: Drosophila takahashii
Lineage: Eukaryota; Metazoa; Arthropoda; Insecta; Diptera; Drosophilidae
Gene: Gtpx
Product: Glutathione peroxidase homolog with thioredoxin peroxidase activity
Biological process (GO): response to oxidative stress
Molecular function (GO): glutathione peroxidase activity
Source: RefSeq, a predicted model, not a curated record
CUCACACAUAUAAAAUAGGGUUUCGCAAGUCGCCGGUUUUAGUUUUAUUUACGCUCAGAAAUCGAAAAGAAACAAAGAAAGUGCCCAGUGCAAUUAGUCAUUGAUAUUACGACAUAACGUUUGAAGUAUGAGUCUCAGGCAGUUUCAGAACAUUUCCCGCCAGGCCCUCAGGUGCUAUUCAAUCAGGAGGACCCUAAGUCCCGCCCUCCAGUUGAGUCAGGGUCACAGGCAGGGCCUCCGCCUCUGCACCGUCCUGCUUCCCGUGAGCUGUGCGGCCACAUCCGCCACAUCCGCCACUUCCGCCUCCACAGCCGCCCAGUACUCCACAGCAGCUGCCAUCGACAUGUCUGCUAACGGAGAUUACAAGAACGCCGCCUCGAUCUACGAGUUCACGGUGAAGGAUACCCAUGGCAAUGAUAUUUCCCUGGAGAAGUACAAGGGCAAGGUGGUCCUUGUGGUGAACAUCGCCUCCAAGUGCGGCCUGACCAAGAACAAUUACGAGAAGCUGACGGAUCUGAAGGAGAAGUACGGCGAGCGCGGACUGGUGAUCCUGAACUUCCCGUGCAAUCAGUUUGGAUCCCAGAUGCCGGAGGCCGAUGGCGAGGCCAUGGUUUGCCAUCUGCGCGACUCGAAGGCUGACAUUGGAGAGGUCUUCGCCAAGGUCGAUGUGAAUGGCGAUAACGCUGCGCCCUUGUACAAAUACCUGAAGGCCAAGCAGACGGGCACCUUGGGCAGCGGAAUCAAGUGGAACUUCACCAAGUUCCUGGUGAACAAGGAGGGCCUGCCCAUCAACCGAUAUGCCCCGACCACCGAUCCCAUGGACAUUUCGAAGGACAUUGAGAAACUGCUGUAGAUCCUCGUCUAUAGAUGUUUAGAUAUAUCUUAUGGACUGUGUUUUUCGCGUAGCUUUAGCUUGUAACCAACCACAUGCACCGCAUGUUAUAUAUAUUGUCUACCCAUUUGCUGGUUUUUGAUUCCCACCCACAAACAUAAUAAACGCCAUUUGUGGUUACCACACCA